AUGUGGCGGCCGGUGCCUUUGCUUGUGGCAACUGGGCUGCUUUGCGUGCUGGCUCAGGGUGGAGGCACAAAGCCCAAGCCGAACUUGAUACUGAUACUGCUCGAUGACCAAGACCAUGUCCUGGGAGGUAUGGAUCCAUAUCCCAACAUCCAGCGCCUACUGGGCCGAGAUGGCACGAACUUCAGCAACUUCUUCGUGAAUACUCCCGUUUGCUGUCCAAGCCGGGCUGAGUUGAUGGGAGGCCGUUAUGGGCACAACAACUUGGUCGACACGCUUCGGUCUUCGGAUUCAGGGGGCUUGCAUGGAUGCAUGUGGGCAAACGUGACCGGGCCAUACUUCGUCCAGAACCAGCUUGGCACCUACUUAUCCAAGCUGGGGUACACGAACGGCUUGUUUGGAAAGUACAUGAACGUCCCUGCAUGCUCUUGCCCGGUUGAGGCAGGUUGCCGAGAAAUGUCGAAGGGGGGUCAGGCCGUGCCCCCAGGCUGGGACAGGUGGUUCGCCCUGUGCAACAUGGGCAAGUACUUCACAAACACCUACAACGAUGAUGGCCGAAAAGUGUCCACGGGAGAAUUGCCGCAGGACUACAUGACCGCCGUAAUCGGAAACAGGACCAUCGCUUGGCUAGACAAGGUGGCCGGAGCGAGGCAGCCAUUCUUCGCCUACAUUGCGCCACACGCACCUCACCUUGCAGAUGCCCAGUUCCCAUAUGUUACGCAAGCUGCUCCAUGGUACGCAGGAGCAACUGGCCAUGCCACAGCGCCUCGAACCCCUAACUGGAAUGUGCCCAACGUGGGCGCGCACCCGUUGAUUGCAAAGCAGCCCAAAAUGGACGACCUGUCGAUUGCAUGGAGUGAUGCUUUGUAUCGCUCCCGGGUGGAGUCGAUGAUGAGCGUAGACGACCUUGUGACAGAUGUCUUUGACUUGCUUGGUCGCAAGGGCGUCCUGGACAACACGGUUGUUCUUCUCACGUCAGAUCACGGGUAUGCCCUGGGUCAGCAGGCAAGACCAAGCGGGAAGUUCAACGUGUAUGAGAAUGACAUCCGCGUACCGAUGCUCAUUCGGGGUCCCGGAAUUGCGCGCGGUGCGCGUGUGGAAGCCGUGUCCGGACUUGUUGAUAUUGCACCUACCUUAGUUGAGUUGGCUGGGGGAGAUCCAGAGAGGAUGGAGCUGGACGGGCGUUCACUGGUACCCUUUCUCGCCGGCAAGCCACCUGCAAAGUGGCGGAAUGUAUAUCCCAUUGAGUACUGGAGUCUUGGAAAUGUUGACCGCGGCGCCCCAGAGAGCCCUGAGUGCAAUCCCAGUGAGGGAGCAGACUGCAAGAAGAGCUGGUGCACUUGCCACUACCACCGCCUGGACGGUGAGAACAACACCUACUUAGCUGCAAGAUACAUCGGCGAGGAAGGUGACUUCCUCCUGGCAUAUUUCUACGCAGACCGCACUGCGUCGGGGGAUUUGCCUCGCGUCUUUGAAGGUCUCAGUCCUGUCUUUGCCGAGAUCUACGACCUGAAAACUGAUCCGUGGCAGAUGCAGAACCUCUAUCCGGAGAUGGAACACGAGCGCCCGGGGCUCUUCAAGCGGCUCCGCAGGGUUCUCUUUGCCAUGAAUCGCUGCAGCGGACGCUCUUGCCGUAGAGCCGAGAUCGAGGAUGCCACAGCCUACGGUCCCACUGGCGGCUGGUACGAUCGAAAGGAUGCUACCCACCCUUUCCGGAGCAUCAUUGAUGUCCUGUACUUCGCAGCAAUGGGACCUCCAGGCGGUGGCCGAAACUUCAUCACACCGCGGAUCAUCGGGCACAUGUACUUGGUUGGCUUUCCGCUGCUGGACGACGACAACAUGAUGCAAAUCUUCAACACCAUCCUGGAAUGGAAGUUUCGGGCAGACAACUAUCCCGGCGACGUGGCCGGGCUCAGCAAGAAGAUGGUCCAGGCUACGUUGGAGAUCUACAAGAACACGCCAGGACCUCGAGCGAAGGUGCUAGACAGACACGGACACUGA
Symbiodinium natans is the source of this 1998-nucleotide messenger RNA. The record is from the annotation of a GenBank genome assembly. Lineage: Eukaryota; Dinophyceae; Suessiales; Symbiodiniaceae.